Molecule: messenger RNA, 2208 nt
Organism: Liolophura sinensis
Lineage: Eukaryota; Metazoa; Mollusca; Polyplacophora; Chitonida; Chitonidae
Product: arrestin domain-containing protein 2-like
Exons: 7
Coding region: 1-1224 (407 amino acids)
Biological process (GO): protein transport
Cellular component (GO): cytoplasm
Source: RefSeq, a predicted model, not a curated record
AUGACCGCUCCUUUCGUAACGUUCAAUCUUCAACAAGCGGAGGCAGUUUUCCAAGGUGGCAGCCGGAUUAGAGGAGCAUUAUGUCUUGUGCUCACAUCUCCCAUAUUAGUAGCUGGGGUCGAAGUUCGUUUCCAUGGUACCGCACGCGCAAGUUGGCGAGAAGUGGUAUACAGCGGGACGAAGUCGACAGAAGUGGAACAUGAGAAGGAGGAGAUCUAUUUUGACGAUCGAUUCUGUUUGUGGGGAAAAGUGUCUCAACAGAUUGGUUGGGAGACGAGAGAAGUUUUACCGGCCGGAAAACACUCGUUCCCUUUUCAAUACCGCCUGCCCAGCAACGUGCCAUGUUCAUUUGAGGGUAUAGACGGGUGGGUGCGAUACCGCAUGCAGGGGCUGGUCAUCCGACCAGAUGGAGAGCACUUAUGUACAGAAAACUUGUUCACAGUUCUGCGGGAGCUCGAUCUUCGCAAGGAAUCGCUCAGAGAGAUGCUUGAAGACCAUGCCGAGAGAACUGUGAGAGGAGCAUGUUGCCGGCCUGGAAGGAUUUCCUGUUCGGUGUCUCUGCCUAAGCGUUUUUAUGUCCCAGGAGAAGCUUUGUGUGUCACUGCUAAUGUGGACAAUGUGUCCGUGAAGCGAUGCGGACAGUGUUCCUUACAAAUCAAACAGUUGGUGACGUACGGAGGAGUUCAUCGAUACACCGUUACUAUGGCAACAUCCAAGUUAGCGGACACAAUCCGACCAGGACUGUGCCGGAAGUGGAAAGACGACAGUUUAGUCGUUCCGCCAUCUUGUCCAAGCGUUGUGGACACGAAUCAGCUUAUCACAAUAGCAUAUUGUGUCUCGUUAGAAGUGUCGUUUCCAGACUCGGAUCUUUACGCCGCAGUGCCUAUUCUUGUCACGUCAGUUCCCGAUUAUAGCCUAGGAUUCGCCUCCUGGACUUACGAACUGUCGGGUCCAUGUUUACCAGAGUGCAGGCAAUCAUGUUCAGAACCUUCAAAGAAGCACGUUACCGCCAAUGGAACUGGAAAUGGACAAGGGAAAUUUUGUCCGAAGUAUAAAGCAUACCGCUUGGAACGUGAAAAGAGCAUGGUAGUGAAUUUAGUACAAAGUCCCGGUGUUGUCCGCAGAGAAAGUUUUACCGCCAGAGGGCGAGAGAACCCCGUAGAUAAUUCUGACGAAUGCGCUAUUUUAAUUGGACGAAGUGAUCACGCCGAAUCUCGCGCGUGACGGAGUAUCAGAUAUACUUUCGGCAAACCUGCUGCACAUUCGCAGAGGAUUCCUCAUUCUCAGAGAUACAUUGAAACGUUUCAAGUGGUGGGUGCUAACGGAAACCAGCAAAUGUAAGGAGCGUUAACCCGUCAGAGAAAAAGAAAAAACAACGAACAUGCAAAAACGGAUCAUGCAAAGAUACUUUCAUCAACACAGAUUUUGGUUGUGUCACAAGUGUUAACCUGAAUUCUUUCAUGUGACAACGCUGUAAAGGAGAUCACCUUAACUUGAGAUCAUUAAGCGAACAUGCUUGUUUCUUUGCACAAACACACAUGUUCAGUUGACUGAACUAUCCUCCAUGUUAUUUACUCUGACAUGUGGCUCACAUCUAUUGUAACACAAGGUAAACUUGAUCAAUCAACGUCAUGAGGAUCUUCUACGGAGAUAAUUGUACUUACAUACUUGCGCUUUUGUUGCCAGCGAGUGUUUUAUUUUGCGUAUUGGCCAUUUUCUCCGACAGCCGACGUGAUAAGUGGUGUGUAAGACACUCAUGUACGAGUGCACACGGGAGUUAUACACCACUUGUCACUCGUUGUUCGCACCUUUGAGACUUAAAUUUCGGGUACUGCCAAAGGUAGAAGUAGUAGAGACAGAGAGAGCCUAAGUUAUUAGCGUCUAUCACAGAACAAGAAAGACUAUUCCUUCUCCUUUCAUACAGAACAGGUAUAGCGUUUCCCGCUUCAUAGGCUCUGGAAAUUUGCAUAUACCUCUACAGCAUACAGGACAUAGAAUCAACGUAUUUAAGUGUUUGUAGAUUUAUAUUCUAUCAUAUCUUUAUGAAAAGCUCACAAAAAUCGUUACAAAAAAUAAACGUACCCAAUAUACAUGACUUAAUUAUGUGCUAAGAAUGAAUGAGUGCUAAAAUAUAGCAUGGGCAAACGUGCAAAUUUCUUUCUGUUUCUGGCAUGUAUAAAUUACCGCGUAGAACAGUCUUGCAUGCAU